Messenger RNA from Lodderomyces oxycetoniae, 1143 nucleotides. Its product is annotated as 2-(3-amino-3-carboxypropyl)histidine synthase. Gene Ontology annotation, biological process: protein histidyl modification to diphthamide. The record is from RefSeq and is a predicted model, not a curated record. Gene Ontology annotation, molecular function: 2-(3-amino-3-carboxypropyl)histidine synthase activity. NCBI's taxonomy places the organism in Eukaryota, Fungi, Ascomycota, Pichiomycetes, Serinales, Debaryomycetaceae. Bases 1 to 1143 code for a protein of 380 amino acids. The transcript has 2 exons.
AUGAGUCCCAUUGACGAGGCGCCCAAUGAAAGACCAAAAAUUGCAAAGAGGAGGUUUGUUGGGAAAAAGACAACUUCCUUAUCAGACCCCACAACUCUAUCACCGUCACAAGAUCAAGCAGUUAUUAAGAAAGUAAAUCCCAAUCGGCAUAUAGGACGAGUGUUAAACCAGAUCCCAGAAGACAUAUUAAACGACAAAGAUAUCAACCAAGCUGUAAGUCUACUACCUUCGAAUUACAAUUUUGAGAUACACAAGACGAUAUGGAAUAUCAGGAAACAGAAUGCAAAAAGAGUAGCCUUGCAAAUGCCCGAGGGAUUAUUAAUAUUUUCACUCAUCAUUUCAGAUAUUCUUGAGGAAUUCUGCCAAGUUGAGACCGUAGUGAUGGGUGAUGUUUCAUAUGGUGCUUGUUGUAUUGAUGAUUUUACUGCACGCUCCUUAGACUGCGAUUUUAUAGUUCAUUAUGCUCAUUCGUGUCUUGUGCCUAUUGAUGUCACCGAGAUCAAAGUAUUAUACGUUUUUGUCACUAUCAACAUAAACGAAGAUCAUCUUGUCAAAACAAUAAAGAGGAAUUUUGACCGAGGGACUCAAAUUGCCAUAUUUGGAACAAUACAAUUCAAUCCAGCUAUACACAGUGUUAAGUCCAUCUUGGAAAACGAUGCAGAAAAACCAAUUUAUCUAAUCCCACCUCAAACUAGACCAUUGUCAAAAGGUGAGUUAUUAGGAUGCACGUCGGUGAGGUUAAAUAAAGAGCACAUUAAAGCAACAAUAUAUGUUGGAGAUGGAAGAUUUCACCUUGAAAGCUCGAUGAUCCAUAAUCCAGAUAUCCCCGCUUUUGGAUAUGAUCCAUAUAGUCAAAAAUUCACUAGAGAGUACUACGAUCAAAAGCAAAUGACUAGUGUAAGAAAAGACGCAGUGGUUACUUCAAAAAGAGCCAAGAAGAUUGGAUUGAUUUUAGGUGCAUUGGGAAGACAAGGAAACCCAGUAACAUUGACAAAAUUAGAGGAAAAAUUGUUAGAAAAAGGUAUAAUAGUUGUAAAGAUUAUCUUGAGUGAGAUAUUUCCCCAGAAAUUAGCAAUGUUUGAUGAUAUUGAUGCAUUUGUACAAGUGGCUUGUCCAAGAUUAUCUAUUGACUGGGGGACGUAA